This is a messenger RNA of Camellia sinensis, 1021 nucleotides long. It is a transcript of the gene ACYB-2, whose product is annotated as Cytochrome b561/ferric reductase transmembrane protein family. Gene Ontology annotation, molecular function: oxidoreductase activity. The record is from RefSeq and is a predicted model, not a curated record. NCBI's taxonomy places the organism in Eukaryota, Viridiplantae, Streptophyta, Magnoliopsida, Ericales, Theaceae.
AGGAGAAGUCGUGGUCCUCACCCUCAUCCUCACCCUCACCCUCACCCUCUUCACUCUAAGCUCUUCAAAACUCAAACCCCAAACCCAGAGAUUUAGAGAGAUGGCGAUAGAGGUGAACGCUGUGCCGUUCUCGUACGUGGCGCACGUGCUGGCGAUAGCGGGUGCAGUUAUGGUGUUGGUUUGGUGCAUUCACUUCAGAGGCGGCUUAGCCUGGGAAUCUUCCAACAAAAGCCUCAUCUUCAAUAUGCAUCCUGUUUUGAUGUUGAUUGGACUAAUUAUUAUUGGAGGUGAAGCCAUUAUGAGUUAUAAAUCUCUUCCUUUGAAGAAAGAAGUGAAGAAAUUAAUCCAUCUAGUUCUGCAUGCUAUUGCCCUGAUACUCGGUAUUAUUGGUGUUUAUGCGGCAUUCAAAUAUCAUAAUGAGAGUAGUAUUGCCAAUCUAUACAGUUUACACUCCUGGCUUGGAAUUGGAAUUAUUUCCCUCUAUGGCAUUCAGUGGAUUUAUGGAUUCAUUGUGUUCUUCUACCCUGGGGGAACGGAUGCAAUUAGGAGAGAGUCAGUUCCAUGGCAUGCGUUGUUCGGGCUGUUUGUUUACGUCUUGGCUGUUGGCAAUGCUGCGCUGGGGUUCCUGGAGAAGCUGACAUUCCUUGAGAACUCUGGCGUUGCCAAAUAUGGCUCGGAGGCCUUCGUAGUCAAUUUCUCUGCUGUUAUCACGAUAUUGUUUGGAGCCUUCGUCAUGUUGACAGUUCUUUCUCGGGCUCCACCUGAAGAUGACUAUAGUUACUCUACAAUAUGAAGGCUGAUAUGAUAGGAUAGGAUUUCCUUAUAAGUAUUUUAUUUAUUAUCCAUGUAAGGGUUGCAUUUUUCGGGUGGGUUGUAGUUUUAAGGUGGCAUGGGUGGGUGAUGAUGGGGGUGUAUGUAAUGUAAUAUUACUUGUGUUGUGUGGUGUGGGGAUAAUAUAUAGCUAAACAAUUGUGAUAUUUAUUGAUAGUAUAUAUAAUGAUAUUGUGGGUAGUACUAGUCA